Molecule: messenger RNA, 2892 nt
Organism: Sphaerulina musiva SO2202
Lineage: Eukaryota; Fungi; Ascomycota; Dothideomycetes; Mycosphaerellales; Mycosphaerellaceae
Exons: 1
Coding region: 106-2670 (854 amino acids)
Molecular function (GO): microtubule binding
Source: RefSeq, a predicted model, not a curated record
CACGCACGCGUUGAAAUCCGUUCCUGGCGCGCUAUUGACAUUGUCUAUGUUAAUCGACAACACAUUGCCGGUAUAAACUUAUUCGGACAGCAUCGUCCGAGCGACAUGUCGCGCUUUUCGCGAGGACGAGCCGCUUCGCCGCCCUACGACGACAACGUCUUCGCGACUGCCACGGAGACGAGCUUCCGAGAGCAAGACCUGCUGCACUCAACACCGCAACGCGACGCGUUUCCGCUCCACUACCAUCCGCGCCCCUCACCCUCGCUGUCGCCAGGCCGUGGUGACGAUCAGGACUCGCUGGGCAGUGCCGACAUGUCAAUUGAGCUGGGGCGAGGCGCGAAGCGAUUUCAGCACGAUCUGACCGAUAUGUCGUCCAACGCCGUCUUCAGCUUCGAGCAUACGCCGCCUUUCCAGUCGCGAAGCAACAGCGAGCGACCUCCGCCCGACAGUGCGCUGAGGAAGCAAGCGUCGGUCCGCAGGGCCACGGCGUCGGCCAGAGCGAACGAUGCUCUCAAGAGGACAACUACUCCACGUGCCGUGUCCGACACAUUGCCUCGACGCCAAGCCGAGGCACAGCCUGUGCAGCCCACGGCCACAUUCACAAUGCGAGGGUCCCGCUUUGCUAGUGUACGACAAGUCUCAUCUCACUACCAUGUGCCCAGGCAUUACAGUAUUGAGGAGGGCCUCGAGAAUGCGGGCCAAACCCCACGCAGAGCUGCUGCCGGAAAUCCCACCGUCCAGUCCGCGACCUACACAACCGGCCAGUCGUUCAUGCUACCAGAUCUACCUAACAUCACGGAGCUGGUGUCGGGCCGGAACGAAGGGACACCGAUGAUGAAGCGCACAUCGACAACAUCUCGGACACGUUUCGUGUCUGACACGCAUCGCGCCGUCAACUCUCUAUCUGUUCCUCAAGAUGAGCAAGCAAUAUUCGCAUCGUUGCAAGUACUGGGCGGUAGAGUCGCAGAGCUGGAACUUGAGAAGAGCGAGGCGCUAAAACAUGUCGAGCGAUACGAGCACGAAGCAACAAACUUGAGAUCACAGCGAGAAGAGCAGCGUGCAGAUAGUGGCAUUGGUUCGGAAGACGAUGAUUUGGCGCAACCCGCACAUCCAGACGAGGAGAGGCUGAACGCCAAGAUCACGGCAGGUGAGGAAAGGCUGCACAAAAUUGAGCGCAAACUGAGCGUAUCAGAGAUCACGAUUACCCGUGUUAGCAGAGAGCGCGAUCACCUUAUUCAGCAGCUCGCCUCUGCCUUCCUCGCAAACGAGGAGCUGGAGAAGGACAACGAGUCUCUCCGAUCAAAAAUGGGCGAUGUGCUUGCAGAGAACGAAAAUCUCAAAGCUCGCCUGCAGGAUCUGACAGAAAAGAAUGCCCUUGUAAGCAGCGAAGUAGAGCGUCGGAAAAGCACUCAAAAGGGAGGGACGGCAGCAUCGAGCAGAGCAGAUCGGCGACGAUCAUCGGGCAAUGCCCGACAUGAUGACAUUGCAGAAGGUCUCACGUUUAACAGCACCGUUGACAAUGGGAAGGAAAGCCGAGAUGGUGUUGAGGGUCUCCGGGAUGUGGAAAGCACCAGUCUUGCAUCGAGAGUACAGCUCGAACUCGAGAGGCAAAGAACAGCAGCUCGGGAAACAUCUCGGGGGUCUCAUGAAGGCCAAAAAUCCACUCGACAACGCUCGCGAUCUAGAUCACAGCAUAGAGCCCAGGAAAGCAGAAAUGAGGAUUCCAUUGGUCCCAGACGAGCGGCCACGUCUAUGGCGUGCGAUCGAAACGAUCGUUGGUUCGCUGCAGAAGUCACUGGUCAAUCGCAGCAAUCUUCCAAGUAUGCCCAAAAGUUCGAGGAAGACCUCACGCAAUUGACAGAUAUCGAUCCACUCACUGUAGCCAAUCUACGUCGCAAGCUCGAGGAGGAAAUGCGAGCCCGACAUAGCGAGAAGCAAGUCCGGGCUCAGAGCGAAGCGGACUUCACUACGCGCUCCACUACUCAGCAUUCCAUUACUCGCAAGUCCUCGAUGAGAGACGUUACUGCUGGCGCGGUCGAUGAGAUUGCGCAAAGUGAUCACGCUAAGACUGUCAGAGUGCAAUCACCACAUACCGCGGACGAAAUCUCGCACUCUGGUCAUGACGACAUCUCUUCCUUCGGCAACAUGAGCCGCUGCCGUCGGCGCUCCUCAGCAAGCGAAGGUCUUACUUCAGCCUUCAUCAUCCCAGACAUCACUGUCGCGAUGGACCCGGUCUCUAUGUCUGUACCUGUCACUGACAGGCUGGCAUACAAUCCUGAAGCCUCGGAUGUCACCCUACGCCCAGUACAGACGCCAGCGCUUGCCCUGUCGACAGUGAUCAAACACCUCGAAGCUGAAAUAUCUCGCAUCAAAGCAAAACGCGAUGUCGAGAACGCGGCAUACACAGCGCACGAUCCUGCAUUGGCGAGGCGGGCUAGACUUGCUUGCCUGGCUAAAAUAGAUGGUCUGACAAGUGAGAUCGAGAGGAGGAGUGAUCAGGUUUAUGCGUUGUACGACGCAUUGGAAGCACACAAGGAGGAGGUGAAGCAAAACAAGCUUGCUCCGACCUCUGAAGACACAUGUGAUGCUGGGCAGGACAGCGAGCUUGAAUUCGAGGGUUUUAGCGAGACUGGAGAUAGCGAGGCCCAGAGUAGAGAAGCCAGAAUUUGAAGGGCAACAGCAGCAGCUGAACGGGAGUUGUGAAUCUCACAGUAGCGAACUUGAUCAUACGGCUGGGUGUUGGGGUUUUGCUGUGUAUAAUGAAGUUAGCGAAGCGAUCGCAGUAUGCAUGGACAGGCAGGUUGUGGCCUUUGAUAUGUUCUGGCCCGGUCUAGUCAUCGGCUCCCUCUUGAUAUGUCGUCUACCAUAGCAGUCGUACACAUGGUUCACGAG